ACGACCUGCUGAACUACAUUUCCCAAGAGGUGUUGCGGCUGUGCCGCACGACGUCCGGCUGCGAAGAUGGCGGUUUUGUAGCGCGAGUCGGAGGGAGGCUUAGGCUACGACAGGAUUCUGGCUUUCCCCAUCCCUGCUUCGUCCAGCCACUCAGGAGCCAUGGAGGUGGCAGAACCCAGCAGCCCCACGGAGGAAGAAGAGGAGGAGGAGGAAGAGGAGCAGUCAGUGGAACCAAGGCCCCGAACUCGCUCCAACCCUGAGGGGGCUGAGGACCGGGCACUGGGGGCUCAGGCCAGUGUGGGCAGCCGCAGUGAGGGUGAGGGUGAGGCAGCCAGUGCUGAUGAUGGGACAUCCAACCCUCUGGGAGCUGGCCCCAAGCCUUGGCAGGUGCCCCCACCAGCCCCUGAGGUCCAGGUGCGAACACCAAGGGUCAACUGUCCAGAGAAGGUGAUCAUCUGCCUGGACCUGUCGGAGGAAAUGUCACUGCCAAAACUGGAGUCGUUCAACGGCUCUAAAACCAACGCUCUCAAUGUCUCCCAGAAGAUGAUUGAGAUGUUUGUGCGGACAAAACACAAGAUUGACAAAAGCCAUGAGUUUGCACUGGUGGUGGUGAAUGAUGACACUGCCUGGUUGUCUGGCCUGACCUCUGACCCCCGUGAGCUCUGCAGCUGCCUCUACGACCUGGAGACAGCCUCCUGCUCCACCUUCAACAUGGAAGGUCUCUUCAGUCUCAUCCAACAGAAGACCGAGCUGCCAGUCACGGAGAAUGUGCAGACCAUCCCACCCCCAUAUGUGAUCCGUACCAUCCUUGUGUACAGCCGCCCGCCCUGCCAGCCCCAGUUCUCCCUGACAGAGCCCAUGAAGAAAAUGUUCCAGUGCCCAUAUUUCUUCUUCGAUGUUGUUUACAUCCACAAUGGCACCGACGAGAAGGAGGAGGAGAUGAGCUGGAAGGACAUGUUUGCCUUCAUGGGCAGCCUGGAUACCAAGGGCACCAGCUACAAGUAUGAGGUGGCACUGGCUGGGCCCGCCCUCGAACUGCACAACUGUAUGGCCAAGCUGUUGGCUCACCCACUGCAGCGGCCCUGCCAGAGCCAUGCCUCCUACAGCCUGCUGGAGGAGGAGGAGGAAGCCACUGAGGUGGAGGCCACCGUCUGAACUGUCCUUGUGUAUCUGGCCUGUGCCAGGAGACCUGGGGCCAGGAGUUCUUAAACCCCGUUCCAUGGGGCCCUGGGGAACUUCUGGGAGGCACUCAGGGUACUGGGGAGCCCUGAAAGGAAACCCAGGAUUCCAGGGAGUAUCCCAGGGUCUGCGGGCACCCAUCCCCCAUGUUUCCCAGCCUGCAUCUUUCCCCAGUUUGUCAGUUAUAACUUGUUCUUCCCUGUGUGAUUCUUGUCAUCAGAAUAAAAAUCUGAGAAGUCUCUAA
Molecule: messenger RNA, 1423 nt
Organism: Phyllostomus discolor (pale spear-nosed bat)
Lineage: Eukaryota; Metazoa; Chordata; Mammalia; Chiroptera; Phyllostomidae
Gene: BABAM1
Product: BRISC and BRCA1 A complex member 1
Exons: 9
Coding region: 160-1155 (331 amino acids)
Biological process (GO): protein K63-linked deubiquitination; double-strand break repair; positive regulation of DNA repair
Cellular component (GO): nuclear body; BRCA1-A complex; BRISC complex
Source: RefSeq, a predicted model, not a curated record